AGGUCCCUCUCUCCCGGGAUACUCUUCGCGACAAAAAAAGAAAUGUCGACAACAAUCGUCGCAGGCAGUCGUGUGGUUGCGUCUUCGUGAGAUAGCAAGAACGAUCAUCGAGGAGCCGGCUGAGAGAGAGAACGAGGGAUAAACGUUCGCCCGAACGUUCGGCGGUCGUGAGCGACUGAGAAAUUUGAGACGAAGAGAGAUAUUACGCUAACGAUUCGCCGUUUGAGAUCCUCGCCGCCCAGCACGAACGAGUGGAAUCUCGGCCGCGCGAGAAGCGGCGGCAGGUACGUUUUCGCACUAACAGGAGAUAUUGCGAAAGAAAGUGAUAAGAUGGAUCAGAACGAAAUUGUGAAAAUUUUGCGGUCAUGCCUGAUAUCAUGCAAAGGUGGUGUAAAGUUGGACAAUUUAAAGGCGGAUUAUCGUAUGAUCACGGGAGAAUCGUUACCUUAUAGAAAUUUUGGAUUCCCAUCAAUCGAGGCCUUCAUACGUAACAUACCUGAUAUCUCAGUGACCAAUAGGAAUGGAGAGUUGUAUGUUGAUGCACUACCUUCCAGGACAACGGCUCACCUUACAAAAUUAAUUUCGCAUCAAGUCUCACGGCGAAAAACACGACACAGACCACAAGCUAAAAAAUGGAGUCCUCAUCGAUACACAUCUAGAGGCUAUCUACCAGGUUUUAAAAAUAACGGAUCUCAGCCUACGAGAUAUAACAAUCAGAAUUCUCUGCAUUCAUUCACUAAAUCAACACCCGGAAGGAAUAACUUAUAUACGGACUUUAACAGACCACCACCGCUCAUGGAGAACCUAGUGCAAUGUCCAUUUCCUAUAAACCGCAAUAACGAGAAACCAAGAUUCGCCAUGGACAUACCACAAAUUUCACCUAGUAAAAGACUGAAAGAUAAAGUGGCAAAUCCUAGUAUAUCAACUUCAAAUCUGAACCAAAGUUCUAAUAAAUCUAAGAUUGAUGGAAGAUUGGGGAACGAAGUAUUAUUCGAAAGGGCAGUGCCACCUCCUGUGAUAAGCUCAACACCAAAGACUGUAGAAGAAAAACCCUCAAAACUAAGUGAUAGACUCAAAAUCAGUACUCCAUUGUCGACCGACAAUAACGGACAUAUUGAUACGCACAUUACACGCUACGUUCCACAGGUCGCACCUGUCGAUGAUCCUCGGAAAGAACUGAUAGUUCGCACCAAUGCGUUGGAUCUAUCGUUGCCAAUUUAUAAAACGUAUACGAAAAAGGAAAGAAGCAAUCCUACAAAAAUCACCAUAUACGCGAGCGUAAAAGUUGGGACCCAUACAUUCCAUACCUACCCGGAAGACGCGCGAUCCGAAGAAGAAGCCGAGAAGAUCGCGGCGCGAUUGGCUCUGAUGAAUUUAGCCAAGGAGGAGUCCUCGAGUCCCGAAGUGACCACUAUUGACGUAAACUUAGUGAAAGAACGUAUAUUAAAAAUCAUAACCAGGCAUCCUAGCGGCGUCUUUAUGCCACGAAUACCAUUUUACUAUAAGGAAAGUUACGACGAGGCUUUGCCUCUUGACUGGCAGAAAAUAAUCGCGGAGUGCGCGGAUAUCAAUCAAGAGAAAGGCGUCGGCAAUUCAACGAUACUCUGUCGAUCCGAUCCAACCGCGAAGCGGCCGGAAAUUUAUUCACCGUCUCAUGACAUGCAUUCCGACAUGCACAGUUCUUUAUCCACCGAGAAAAUACAGCUGAACCCGAUAGGACCCGCUGCGCCUGAUAAAUUAAAAAUACCCGAGGCGACACUCUGGAAUGUGUACCCAACAUGUGUCAUAAGUACUAUUGAGGUGUGGGUUCGACUCGUUGAUGAUGAUUAUAAUGAUAAUUUUACCGAUAUGAUGAACAACAUGACAGAGCAUUACAAUAAGAUAAAACAACCCGCCUCGACAUCGACAUGCGUCCGCGGUGACUUUUAUGCUAUCCUCGAAGAUGACUAUUGGCAUAGAGUACAGUGCAUAGACUACGAGCCGGAUACUAGACUCGCUACGGUACAUUUCAUCGACGAUGGGUAUGAAGAUCAAUAUAAAUGCGACGUGUUGCAGCCUUUGGAGAAAAAAUUCUGCUUACUCCCGGCCCAGGCGGUCCGAGUAGCUCUUCAAGGAUUGGAGGAAUUGCGUGAUUGUGGUCAAACGAUCACAGAGAUCGAGAAUCAGCUUUUGGAGCGGGUAUUCUGCGUGAAAGUACACAGCUUAGCCACCGACGAGGAUGGUUCAUAUGCAUCAGUGACGUUUUACGACACAAGUAGUGAAGAUGACAUUAAUAUGAACGAUAUUUUAUUUGAAAAAAUCAUGGAGAAUAUCACCGCUGGAUCCAAAUUAAAUGCCGGACAGUUUGUUGAAUUGUACGUCACGAACAUGGACGUACAUGGUAAAGUUUACGCGCAGUUAAACUUCGUCUCCAGAACCUGCCUGUUAAAUCUGAUGAACGACGAAAUAAUGACACAGAUACCCUUGAGUGUUCGCUUGUGCUCUGCAGUGAGGGCAAUUGAUUUCACGAAAAUGUAUCUUGUGCAGUUGGACUCGCAAUGGUACCGGGCGAGAGUUACGGACGUUCAAAACGAACGUUUAGUGAAGGUGUUUCUGAUCGAUGUGGGUCGAACAGUGACGGCGUUGCGAAAAAAUUUGCUUCAUAUAGAUAAGAUUUCGAAGGUUCUACAGAGCAUUUUGCCACAGGCGACACAGAUUUUCCUGCACGGUAUCGAUCAAUCGAUAUACGGCGAGAAGUUCGUGACGAAAUUCAACGAGUUAGUUUCGGAUACUGAUUUGCUGAUUGCAAAGGUCGUCCGAAUCACCAUAUCUGGCGUUCCGGUUGUGCAGAUUUUCAAGAGAGUUCAGCCGAGCAACAUGUUGGCUUCUAUCAACGAAUCAUUGAUUCACGACUUGGAAUUGAUAAAAUCCAACGAAGACGGCAAUAAUAACAACAAUAUUAAACCGAAAAAACGUUUGGAACGUAAGAAUUCGCGCAUCCUUGAGUCCGGUAAAUUAAAUCCACCCAUGAUUUCGGAUAUUGGCCAGUUCUUCGAUGUACACGUCACAUUGGCUGCGCAUCCUGGACAUUUCAUUGUUCAACCUCUAAACAACGGAGAUGAAAUGAAGGCGAUGAUGACUGAACUGCAAAAAUACUGCGAUGCGUACGAAGGACCAGAAUUAGAGUCUGUUGGCGAAGGCAAACUCUACGCGGGAAAAUUUAUGGAUAACUAUUGGUACAGAGUAUACGUCACCAAUAUUAUCAAUGAGAAUACGAUAUCCGUGUACUUCUGCGACUUCGGGGAUGUGACGAUAGUACCACGAAACAGAUUACAACCCUUGAAGAGCGAAUUCUUGGAACUGCCGUAUCAAGCUGUAAAGGCCAAACUUGUUGGGAUACAACCAAUGAACAUUGACUGGACCGUCGAGGAUUGCGUGAGAUUUCGUGAUUUGGUGCUCGGCAAGAACUUCGUGUCGAUAGUUGUCGAAUCGAUGUUCGAUCAUUUGUCGCCCGUUAAUGAUACCGUACUCGGACUGAAGUUGAUUGACGUUAAUACUGACCAAGACAUAUUCAUCGACAAGUUGUUAGUAGAGGAGAACCGUGCCAAGUUUAUUGAAGGGGAGAAUCUUCCACUUAGUUAGAGCUCAUUACGAUGGUAAAAGAUGAGCAAAAACGUCUAUUUUCAUAAUAGCAUAUUGUUAUCCUUCUAUAACGACACGGUGUUGCGCUCUAUAAACAUUAUAAAAGGAUAACGUAUAAACAUAUAUAGACUGCAAUCAUAUUCAUUGUUCAAGAAUUAGGAUUUUUUUUUAAGCAAAAAAGCAUGGACAAGAUCUUGAUAGCAGAAUUUUAUUUAUCAAGAAAACGCUCAUUUUAUCGUUCUCGUAAAUAUGUCUACAAUAUAUAUAUAUAUAUUGUUUUGUUGUCAUUUCAUUAGAGACGUUUAACUGUUGAAGUUGUAACGUGUGUAGUUUAUUUACGAAGAUGCCAAGUUUUAUUAGAACGUCUUGUAUUUUUGAUAACAUUAUUAGCUCGUAAUAAGUAUUCUUAACAGUGUUACGUUAUUAUUUUUCUCUUUUUUUAAAGUUUCAUUUCUGUUUAUGUUUCAUGAUAUUAGAGAAAGCAGUAUAAUUGUCGAAUGUGACAAAAGAUAUUGGCUGUGCGUAAUACUGUGGAUAUAUUCAUUAACAGCAUUCCAUAUUUAAAUAAAUAAAUAAAUAAAUUAUAUAUACACACACACACACACACACAUAUAUAUAUAUAUAUACAUAUAUAUAUAUAUAUAUAUAUAUACACACAUAUAUAUAUCUCUCUUUUAUAUUAUAUAUACAUACAUCAAACACACGCACAGACAAGUAGAUCUGCUUGUAUGGAUUAGUCAACACGAGAGAUGUGUGCGUACAUAUAGACUGCCUGACGUAAAACUUGUACUCUACUUGCGAUCAUUUCUUAGCGACAUAUGCACGAUAUCCUCGCAAUAUGUCAAAAAACAAUUUAUCUUCGCGUCGCUCACGUUCUUACUGGAAAUGGUAAAUAGUAGAAGUCAAAUCGAGACGAAAAAUUCUUUGUUAUUUUUUAAUGCUAGCAAUAGCAAAAUUAACGAAUUAUUAAUUAAGUUUGAUGUUUAAAGCGCUCUAAUUGAUGGGUCACAGGUAGUAUCGCGCGCCGAAAAAAGUACGAAUUCCCGUCUUUUGGAUUAACUUUGAUGUUUUGAUUAGUGGACUUUUUUCAUCACUAAUCAAAAUGGCGGAGCUGGCGAAAAGGCGGGAGUUCGCAUUUCUUUGCAAUUAGAGCACACUAAGCUUAAUAACUCGUUAACUAUUGUAUUAAAAAGUGACAAAGGACUUUCCGUCUUGGUUUAAUUCCUACUGUUAUUUCAAUAUUUGACAGUUGAUGUAGGAUAUUCUGUACAACAACUACGGAGCAACGAGUUAUUUCUUCUAUAACUUUAUUUAAUGGGAUAUGUAGGCCUUUCUAUAUUGGAAUACAAUAUUUUUCAUUGCUUUAUACAAUCAUUAUAGCCUUUGCAAGAUUUACUCUUUAAUGUCUCUAUUGAUUACUUACAUUACCUUGACAGUUGUGCCAACUUAUGUUCGUUUAAAAAAUUUGUCAUUUAUAAGAAAAAUAGAAAAUAGGAAGGCAUAUAUGUACAUAUACAAUAGAAACUUAAUUUUGGGCAGUAGCUAUAGCAGCUUAUUUAUGAAUUUAUUUACGAAUGACGCGUUUUUUCGCGAGUCUACACCAUCAUUCUGAGGACUUCAUUAAUUUUAUCCUCUCGAUUUCCGAAGUCGCCACCUUCUACGUAAUGAUUCGUUUUCUUACGCCAUCCACCAUUCGAUGUGUUAAGCUGGAAAAAUAAAAAAAUGAUUUUUGACAUGUCAUCGAAA
Messenger RNA from Odontomachus brunneus, 5367 nucleotides. It is a transcript of the gene tapas, whose product is annotated as tudor domain-containing protein 7-like. The coding region runs from base 331 to 3621 and encodes 1096 amino acids. The transcript is spliced from 17 exons. Gene Ontology annotation, biological process: spermatogenesis. Lineage: Eukaryota; Metazoa; Arthropoda; Insecta; Hymenoptera; Formicidae. The record is from RefSeq and is a predicted model, not a curated record.